AUGUCACAGGCAGAUGAUGAUGAUGAUGAUGAGCCUGAAUCACAAGAAGAAAAAAAGGAUGAACUGAGAAGUUAUUCAAAAAGAAAGAUAGUCUCCAACUGGAACCGUUACGAAGGUGAAGGUACUGAGAAAGAGACACAAAAUGAAAGUGGAGAAUCUCAGAGGGGAACGGACUUCAGCGUUCUGCUUAGCUCAGCAGGAGAUUCUUUUACACAGUUCCGAUUUGCCGAAGAAAAAGAAUGGGACACAGGAAGCGUAGGCCCUAAACAGCUAUCUGCGCUUUACGUGGAUUGCCAGUCGUUGGUCCAGGCCCUUCAGGAGCUUCCUCUGCAUCUCAGGUUGAAUGUGGCUGCUGAAAUGGUGCAGGCAUCAACACCCACAGAACUCCCUCAGAUAAAAUCUAAAAGUAUUGAAGACAGCAAGAGGAGAGUGACUCAGUUACAACCACCUUUGGGUCAAAGUGGAAUAGCAUCAAUCUGUGAUCCUGUUAGUGAUUCUGUUGUCCAUUUGAUGCCUUUAAGUAAAGAUGGACCUGAAACAAAUUCUUCAGAAUCCUUUCAGAGAGGCUGUUCUGUGUCACAGCAAGAGGCAGAUAAUUUGGAUGAAGAACUAGAUUUACUGCUAAAUUUAGAUGCUCCUGUUCAUGUAGAAAACAACUUUCUGUCAGAAACCUACAACACGACAGCUGAGAGUGAUUUGAAAAUGAAAAAUGUUCCUCUAGAGCUGGACGUGGCUGAAGAAACGAGUUCAGCAGCUGAAGAGCAGAAAACUACAGCCAAAAACAUUUCUGAGGAAGAGCUUGAAGAUUGGUUAGACAGUAUGAUUUCCUAAAGGAAAAGAAACCUGCCUGAAGCCCACAUGUCAUUGUCAUGCAAGUAAUUGAAAAAUAAAUGAACAUGGCAGAAGUUAACUACAAAAUAUCAGUCUACAAGAACUAGGUGCUUUAUCUCAAUGAUUUAAUAUACUGCAUACCGCCUACCUUUAUUUCAGCCAAUAUUUCAGAUAACACAUUUGGAUAAAUUCUAAAUGAAUGUUGUUAUCCAAGAGUUCUCUAAACUAAAAGGUCUAAAGUUACAGUUGAGUUCAUUAAGAAGAAUCUUAUAACGAAGUUUGGAUUUUUUCAAAAACCUGUGCUUAUAUUGUAAGGUGCAAAAUAAUAUACACUGUCAGAGCAUUUGUUUUGAUUUGUAGUUGCUAUCUGUAGUUCCAAAAAAUAAAAUAGUGUUAGUAAAUGUA
This is a messenger RNA of Gopherus evgoodei (Goodes thornscrub tortoise), 1236 nucleotides long. It is a transcript of the gene AVEN, whose product is annotated as apoptosis and caspase activation inhibitor. NCBI's taxonomy places the organism in Eukaryota, Metazoa, Chordata, Testudines, Testudinidae. The coding region runs from base 1 to 831 and encodes 276 amino acids. Gene Ontology annotation, biological process: negative regulation of G2/M transition of mitotic cell cycle. The transcript has 5 exons. The record is from RefSeq and is a predicted model, not a curated record.